Messenger RNA from Penicillium taxi, 357 nucleotides. RefSeq lists its product as uncharacterized. NCBI's taxonomy places the organism in Eukaryota, Fungi, Ascomycota, Eurotiomycetes, Eurotiales, Aspergillaceae. The record is from RefSeq and is a predicted model, not a curated record. The coding region runs from base 1 to 357 and encodes 118 amino acids. The transcript has a single exon.
AUGCACUCCUUCACAUCACUCCUAGCCCUCUCAGUCCUCCUCCUCCAGGCUCUCCCAGUUACUCUCGCCGCCCCAGUUCCCGACUCCGGCGACAGCUGGGUUGGCGGAUACGGCAACGCAAAUGGCAUCGACAACAUCGCAAACACGCAGCUCGACCGCCGCGAACCCCUUAUUGCAAGGCAGACGACUGGCGGAUACGGAAAUGCGAAUGGGGUUGGAAAUGAGGGCAACGUCCAGCUCGACCGUCGUGAAAUUGACUCCAGCGCAGACAUUGGCCCAGGGGAUUUCGCUGGUCUAGGCGAUUUCCCGGGCCUGGGCGAUUUCUCGGGCUCUGGGAAUGAAGAUGUCGCUGUUUGA